ACCCCCGGGAUGGAGAGCCGAAAGGACAUGGUUAUGUUUCUGGACGGGGGUCAGCUUGGCACUCUGGUUGGCAAGAGGGUCUCCAAUUUGUCCGAAGCCGUGGGCAGCCCGCUGCCUGAGCCGCCCGAGAAGAUGGUGUCCCACGGUUGCCUGAGCCCGCGAGGCGGCCCUCCGGCUGCCCGGGAGCGCGGCGGGGGAGGCUCGGAGGAGGAGCCGGUCGAUGGACUCUCAGGCAGCGCGGCGGGGCUGGGCGCCGAGCCACCGGCAGCCGGCGCGGCCAUGCUUGGCCCGGGACCCCCGGCCCCUCCUGCCGACAGCCUCUCUGGCCAGGGGCAACCCAGUAGCUCAGACACCGAGUCGGAUUUCUAUGAAGAAAUCGAGGUGAGCUGCACCCCGGACUGCGCCACCGGGAGCGCCGAGUACCAGCACAGCAAAGGGCCUGGCUCCGAGGCAUUGGCCGGCAGUCCAAACGGCAGCAGGGAGACCCCUAAGAGCAACGGCGGCGGCAGUGGCAGCGGAGGAGGCUCUCAAGCCACCCUGGCCUGCAGCGCCAGUGACCAGAUGCGGCGUUACCGCACCGCCUUCACCAGGGAGCAGAUUGCUCGCCUGGAGAAGGAAUUCUACCGGGAGAACUACGUAUCGAGGCCGCGGAGAUGUGAGCUGGCUGCAGCCCUAAAUCUGCCUGAAACCACCAUCAAGGUGUGGUUCCAGAACCGGCGCAUGAAAGACAAGCGGCAGCGGCUGGCCAUGACGUGGCCGCAUCCAGCUGACCCCGCCUUCUACACGUACAUGAUGAGCCACGCGGCGGCCGCGGGCGGCCUGCCCUACCCCUUCCCGUCGCACCUGCCCCUACCCUACUACUCGCCCAUGGGCCUGGGCGCCGCGUCUGCAGCCUCGGCCGCCGCCUCGCCCUUCAGCGGCCCGCUGCGUCCGCUCGACACGUUCCGCGUGCUCUCGCAGCCGUAUCCGCGGCCCGAACUGCUGUGCGCCUUCCGCCACCCGCCGCUGUACCCCGCGGGCCCGGCGCACGGACUGGGGACCUCGGCCGGCGGCCCCUGCUCCUGCCUUGCCUGUCACAGCGGCCCCGCCAAUGGGCUGGCGCCCCGGGCCGCUGCCGCCUCGGACUUCACUUGUGCCUCCACCUCGCGCUCGGACUCCUUCCUCACCUUCGCUCCCUCUGUGCUCAGCAAGGCCUCCUCCGUCGCGUUGGACCAGAGGGAGGAGGUUCCCCUCACCAGAUAAGGAGCCGCCCUCGAGCUGCCAGCUCCAGGA
Chinchilla lanigera (long-tailed chinchilla) is the source of this 1272-nucleotide messenger RNA. RefSeq names its product even-skipped homeobox 1 (gene Evx1). Gene Ontology annotation, molecular function: RNA polymerase II cis-regulatory region sequence-specific DNA binding; DNA-binding transcription factor activity, RNA polymerase II-specific. The transcript is spliced from 3 exons. Gene Ontology annotation, biological process: regulation of transcription by RNA polymerase II. Gene Ontology annotation, cellular component: nucleus. The coding region runs from base 10 to 1242 and encodes 410 amino acids. NCBI's taxonomy places the organism in Eukaryota, Metazoa, Chordata, Mammalia, Rodentia, Chinchillidae. The record is from RefSeq and is a predicted model, not a curated record.